CAUCGCCACGUCCAACACGACAUUUUCAAUCUCUCCAAACGUCAAAUAAGAUGGUGACCAAGUCCAAGAACCCCAUGGUGGCCACGACAGCGGGUGCCAUCGCCGGUGGCAUUGAGAUCCUCACCAUUUGGCCCAUGGAGAUGAUCAAAACCAACCUACAACUGGGUACUAUGCGCGCCCAGUACACAGGAAUGGUCGGAGGCUUCCGUUACCACAUCCAAACCGACGGCGUCGGUUCACUAUACCGCGGACUGGCACCAGUGCUCGUAGGUUCCAUCCCCAAGGCCGGCAUCCGGUUUGGAGCCUUCGACUUUAUCAAGCGGCGACUGGAGGAUGAAAACGGCAAGACGUCGGCCAUGCGCAACCUCGCAGCAGGUAUGAUGGCCGGCUCCAUUGAGGCCACGUUCACUACAACACCGAUUGAAACGCUGAAGACCAAACUGAUCGGUGCCAACGCUGGUAUGUGGGAAGGAACGAAGAUGAUCCUGGCCAAGGAGGGUAUCCGCGGCAUUUAUCAAGGACUCUGGGCCACAAUUCUGAAGCAGUCUACGAAUCAAGGUCUGCGCUUCAUGUGGUUUAGCGAAUUUCAGAAGCGCGUGAACCCCGAGUUUCUGGAGCGACAUGGCAUCAUCAGUGACGCCCAGAACAUGACUGGUAGCCAGCGAGCGUCGCUGAGCCUCAUCGGCGGCAUGACGGCUGGCAUCUUCAGCGUCUUCGGCAACAAUCCGUUCGACGUGGUGAAGACGCGAAUGCAGGGACUACAAGCGCAGAAAUACAAAAACACGUUAGACUGCUUCCGUCAGAUGCUGCUGCAUGAAGGCGUAGGAUCGUUUUACGCCGGUGUGGUGCCGCGGCUAGGCCGCGUAAUUCCGGGCCAGGGCGUCAUCUUCAUGUCGUACGACAGCAUCACAAUGGCCGUCUCCCGCUACAUUGAGGGCUAAAGUUGAAGUAUUUCUUCCCAGUCAGCCAGCCAGUCGUUCGACCACCAGUGCGGUCGCCGCCCGAUUCGCAUCGCCUUCUUAACGACCACGACUAAAGUCUCUUGGAGGGAAAGGCUGACAUCCGAAGCAUUGCACGACAACAGAAGUACGAAAGUAGUAGAAGCCGCUAGAAUAGAUUGUAAGCCGAGGGAAACAUGAUUUCCAGGCGUCGUACCAAUUCUUAGUGCCAACAUUUUUUAUUUUAAAUUUUAGCAGUUGAGAGUAC
This is a messenger RNA of Phytophthora nicotianae INRA-310, 1206 nucleotides long. RefSeq lists its product as hypothetical. Lineage: Eukaryota; Oomycota; Peronosporomycetes; Peronosporales; Peronosporaceae. Bases 51 to 941 code for a protein of 296 amino acids. The record is from RefSeq and is a predicted model, not a curated record. The transcript is spliced from 4 exons. Gene Ontology annotation, biological process: mitochondrial citrate transmembrane transport.